AUGGCUUCUGACGACAGGUCUACGCCGCUCGAUAGCAACAUACCUGGUGGCUGGCCAGCAACCCCAUCUACACGACAGCAGUCAUAUUCAAGCUACAUUGGCCGGCCGUCUGUCCCUUCGCGUCUUGCCAGCCAUGUCGAGGAACAACGAAGGCCGCAGCCACUGACGCAAGACGUUGAAGUGGGUAAGCAAGAACAUCACAUCGUCGAGGAUGAGACCGUGUCACAAUCUUAUGGAAUUGCAAAUGAUGCACCCAUCCUCGGUUAUGGCGCGACGUCUUAUAGGGACUCCACGGCAACUGGACUGAGCGAUGACACGGCUGUAGCUUCUUCAAUGUACCCUUCCUCCAUGCCUUCGCCUCCGCCCGCGCAAGCUCAUCCAACGGAAGAAGUGGAAGUGCUUCAUCAUGACUCCACCCCGAGUAUCAAGGACGAUGAGAAGCCACAACGGCCAACUCUGGAGACCACUCCCAGCAGACGUGCCAUGACCGAGGACGAUGUGAGGCGCCACCUUUCGCGCCGCAAUACAAGUAAAAGUGGCGAGCUACUGAGCCGCGCUCAAACGCAGGACGAUGUCGAUGACAUGGCGGAGAUCAACAAGCUCAUGUCUCGCAUGUUCGGUCGAACUCGUCAGGAACACUCGGAGGAAGAGAAGACGAGGCAUGUCGGAGUCGUCUUCAAAAAUCUCACAGUCAAAGGCAUGGGUCUUGGAGCUGCUCUGCAACCCACCUUCGGUGACGUCUUCCUUGGCUUGCCUCGCUUCUUUGGCAAUUUGUUUACGAAGGGCCCGCGGAAAGCCGCAGGUAAACCACCUGUCAAGACCAUCAUUGACGACUUCUCCGGCUGCGUGCGUCCGGGUGAAAUGUUAUUGGUUUUAGGACGACCUGGUUCCGGAUGCUCAACUUUCUUGAAGGUACUUGGUAAUCAGCGAUUCGGCUACGAGAGUGUGGAUGGCGAGGUCGCCUACGGAGGAACAAACUGGCACGAGAUGCUGAAGAAAUACCGUGGGGAGGUACUUUACAAUGGCGAAGAUGACUUACAUUAUGCCACUAUCUCUGUCAAGAACACACUGGAGUUCGCACUGAAGUGUAAGACACCGGGCAAGGAGAGCCGGAACGAAGAGGAGACCGCCAAGGAAUAUGUGGCCAGCUUCCUCAAGGCUUGCACAUCCUUACUUUGGAUUUCUCACACAUUAGGUACCAAGGUGGGCAACGAGUACGUCAGGGGAGUAAGUGGUGGCGAAAAGAAGAGAGUCAGUAUCGCUGAGGCCAUGAUCACUAAGGCCUCUACGCAAAUGUGGGACAACAGCAGCCGUGGCUUGGAUGCAAGUACCGCGUUGGAGUACGUCGAAUCGCUCAGAUCACUAACCAAUAUGGCCCACAUAUCCACAGGUGUCGCGCUCUAUCAAUGUGGAGAGGGCCUGUAUGCAUGCUUCGAUAAGGUCAUGCUCAUCGACCAGGGCAGAUGCGCAUAUUUUGGCCACACAGAAGAUGCUGCCAGAUAUUUCGAAGAUCUUGGAUUCCAACGCCCGGAUAGGUGGACCACAGCCGACUUUCUGACCUCUGUUACCGACAAGCACGAGAGGAGGAUCAAGGAGGGCUGGGAGGACCGAGUCCCUCGUACCGCAGACGAAUUUGGCGACCUCUUCGUUAAAAGCGAACAACACCAACGCAACUUGAAAGAGAUCGAGGAUUUCAAGCAGGAGGCUGAGCUUCAAGCUGAGGAACGCAAGAAGGCCCAGGGCAAGGCCACCAAGCGGAAGAAUUACACCAUACCUUUCUACAAGCAAGUGAUUGCUUGCACUCACAGACAGUUCCUUGUCAUGUUCGGUGACAGACAGUCGCUCGGAGGCAAAUGGGGUGGCAUUCUCUUCCAGGCGCUGAUCGUGGGUUCGCUAUUUUACAACCUGCCAGGUACUGCUCUUGGAGUUUUCCCGCGUGGAGGUGUGAUCUUCUUCAUGCUGCUUUUCAACGCUCUGUUGGCCUUGGCGGAGCUUACGGCUGCUUUUGAGUCCCGACCCAUCCUUCUGAAGCAUAAAUCAUACCAGUUCUAUCGUCCUGCCGCAUACGCUAUCGCUCAAACAACGGUGGAUGUGCCAUUGGUCUUCGUUCAGGUCUUCAUCUUCGACAUCGUCGUGUACUUCAUGGCUGGCCUCUCGCGCACUGCUUCACAAUUCUUUAUCAGCUUAUUGUUCCUCUUUAUGCUGACCAUGACGAUGUAUGCACUGUUCCGAGCCGUGGGCGCGUUGGUGGGAUCCUUGGAUGACGCCACCAAGAUCACAGGUGUGCUCAUACAGGCACUCGUUGUGUACACCGGGUAUCUCAUUCCGCCUUCGAAGAUGCACCCAUGGUUCUCAUGGAUCCGAUGGAUCAACCCAGUCCAGUACGGCUUCGAAGCGCUGAUGGCGAACGAGUUCGCAACACUGCAAAUCCAGUGUGAGCCUCCAUUCUUGGUUCCUUCUGGUCCAGGGUCGAGCGCGCAGCACCAAGGAUGUACCCUGCAGGGCAGCGCUCCAGACAGCAGUGUUGUCAGUGGUGCAGCGUACAUCGAAACUGCGUAUACUUAUUCAAGAUCACACCUGUGGAGAAACUUUGGCUUCAUAUGCGCUUUCUUCGCUGCUUUCGUCUUCCUCACUGCCCUAGGCAUGGAAAUACAGAAGCCAAACAAAGGUGGUGGAGCCGUCACGAUCUACAAGCGUGGCCAGGUGCCCAAGUCUGUUGAGAAAGCACUGGAGACUGGUGACAACUCUACUGAUCUUGAAAAGACCAAGAGCGGGACUCACGAUCCGACAGCCAUUCAGGAAGCUGAGAAGAAGCAAUCUGAUUCUAGUGAAUCAGAAGGCGAUUCUGCCGUCGAAGGUGUGGCGAAGAAUGAUACCAUCUUUACCUUCCAGAACGUGAACUACACUAUCCCAUAUGAAGGUGGCGAGCGACAGCUGCUCCAAAACGUACAAGGGUUCGUACGUCCUGGCAAGCUCACAGCACUGAUGGGUGCUUCCGGUGCUGGAAAGACGACACUUCUUAACACUGUCGCACAACGCAUCAACUUCGGCGUUGUUAGUGGUGACUUCUUCGUCGACGGUCGUCCUUUACCAAGAUCUUUCCAACGAUCUACUGGCUUCGCAGAGCAGCAAGACGUCCACGAGCCUACCGCUACAGUGCGAGAGGCACUCCGAUUCAGCGCCAAGCUUCGCCAGCCUCGUGAGGUACCUCUGCACGAGAAGUACGAAUAUGUGGAGACCAUCUUGAAGUUACUGGAAAUGCAGGAUAUCGCCGGUGCGACCAUUGGCAAGAUCGGUUCUGGUUUGAACCAAGAACAACGUAAGCGUUUGACUAUAGGCGUCGAGCUGGCAAGUAAGCCAGAGCUUCUGAUGUUUCUGGACGAGCCGACUUCUGGACUGGACUCUGGAGCAGCUUUCAAUAUUGUUCGCUUCCUGAGGAAACUCGCCGACGCUGGACAAGCAAUCUUAUGCACUAUUCAUCAACCGUCAGCUGUUCUAUUCGAGGAGUUUGAUGAGCUUAUUCUGCUGAAGUCUGGAGGUCGUCUGGUCUACCAGGGAGAGCUCGGGCAUGAUUCCAGAAAGCUCAUUGACUACUUUGAGGCUAAUGGAGGCAAGAAGUGUCCGCCCACGACUAACCCUGCUGAAUAUAUGCUCGAUGUGAUCGGAGCUGGCAAUCCUGAGUACAAGGGUCAAGACUGGGGUGAUGUCUGGCAGGACUCUCGCGAGAACAACACUCUUGGUGAAGAAAUUCAGAAGAUCGCUGCUGACCGCCGAAACAAUGUAGACGGCGGCGAGACGACGGACCAGCGAGAGUUUGCAAUGCCACUCGGAACACAGGUCUACACUGUCGUCCACCGGAACUUCGUCGCCUACUGGCGCUCCAAGGAUUAUCUCCUCGGAAAGUUCGCACUACACAUCAUCACAGGUCUCUUCAACGCCUUUACUUUCUGGAACCUCGGCCAUUCGCAGGUCGAUAUGCAAUCGCGGCUGUUCAGUAUCUUCAUGACACUGACCAUCAGUCCGCCACUGAUCCAACAGCUUCAGCCAAAAUACCUCGAGCUACGCCAGAUCUACGAGUCUCGAGAACGGAAUUCGAAGAUCUACAGCUGGUUCGCCUUCACCUGUGCAGCUAUCUUGCCUGAGCUGCCAUGGAGUUUCUUGGCUGGUACCAUCUACUGGGCUGCGUGGUAUUGGCCACCACACUUCAGCUACGACAGCUUCACAAGCGCUUCUGUCUGGCUCUUUGUGACCUUGUUCGAAGUGUUCUAUGUAUCCUUCGGCCAAGCGAUUGCAUCUUUCGCACCCAACGAAUUGCUCGCCAGCUUACUCGUACCGCUGUUCUUCCUUUUCGUGGUAUCAUUCUGUGGUGUCGUGGUCCCAUACGCCAGCUUGCCAUACUUCUGGCGUGCAUGGAUGUAUUGGCUUUCACCUUUCAAGUACUUGCUCGAAGGACUGCUUGGCUUGGUCACCCAUGGCCAGGUCGUUCAGUGCGAUGAGUCGGAGUUGGCACGUUUCAGUGCUCCCCCUGGACAGACUUGUCAGAGCUAUGCCGGCCCGUACGUUGCUCAGGCUGGCGGCUACGUUACAACACUCGAGUCAGGCCUUUGUGGGGUCUGUCAGUACAGCAGUGGUGAUGAGUUCGCUGCGAGCUUCAAUGUCUAUUACCGAUAUGUGUGGCGAGACUACGGCAUCUUUUGGGCAUUCUGCAUCUUCAACAUCGUGGUGAUCUUCUUCUGUUCAUGGCUUUACUUGCAGGGUGGCAGGAAGGUAAAAGCCGCUCUGAGUCCGAAGGCUAGGAAAGAAAGGAAAGCCUCAAAGUCGAGACGGCAGGAAGCAGCUGGCGACAAGGCUUGA
Molecule: messenger RNA, 4854 nt
Organism: Recurvomyces mirabilis
Lineage: Eukaryota; Fungi; Ascomycota; Dothideomycetes; Mycosphaerellales; Teratosphaeriaceae
Product: ATP-binding cassette transporter snq2
Exons: 9
Coding region: 1-4854 (1617 amino acids)
Biological process (GO): transmembrane transport
Cellular component (GO): membrane
Molecular function (GO): ATP hydrolysis activity; ATP binding; ABC-type transporter activity
Source: RefSeq, a predicted model, not a curated record